CAGAGAUUAUGGGAAAUGUAGGCCUAUUACAGGAAACAAGAUGACCAGACACGGUCCUGGCUGUAGCAUUAAAAUUCCUCUUUAUUCAAGAUAACUUCCUACUGUACACAUAGGCAACUUUUUACCAUUUAGUGUAGAACUAGAGCACUCGUCGACAUUUCCGACAGCACUUAAAGGCAGCAGAGGAGCCAAGAGUCUGGGCUCAAACUCACAAAAGCCCCUUUGUCAUUUCUUUUACUUCUCGAUAUUGCUUUUUCAUCUUUUCUUGUUCAUUACUGUGAGAUGGGCCUCAUAACUAACACAAUAGCCUGAUACACAAACGGACUCGCGUCAUAUAUCCAGAUAUAAGCUAUUCUUAAAAUUCUCAAAGUUAGCUUCCAAAACGUGACUUUUUGUGUUAAAAAACGUGUUUUCAUAUUUAGCCAUAUGUUCAUGCUUUACUUAGUGCUUGAACUUAACCAAUGGUUUAGUCUUGUAUUUGCUAGGCCACUUUUAAAGGCUCGUCUGUUACGCAUUUGUUAAAUCAUAAUUAGAUUUAUUCGAUUAAACAGGACGGAAAAGUUUUUGGAGCAGUGAAAUCCUUCAGUUUCCAUUAGCAGGAGAAGGGCGACGAGGUGGGGGAGGCUGGACAUUCUUUUCAUACUGCAGAGCAGGCAGGGGGGAGCUUCCUGCCACUACUCCUGGACCGCUUCUUUUUUACGGUAAAACAUGAAAUGUACAAGAAAGGACGAAGACUUUGUGGACGCGAAUAAGCUCCUUCUCCCGGAGCAGGAGUUAAACCUCGCGGCGAGACCCACCAUUGACCGGCGGCAGCCAGUUUUAUUGUUGUAAAGGGAGAUUUUCUGCAGCCCGAGGAACCGCUUCAGUCCCGCAAGAAAGGAGAAAAAUAACGAAAAGGGAUGUGUUGCCGACUUGAAGGACCGGGAAAGUAAACAGAAGAAACACAAAUAAAAGAGAAACGCUGACCAGUGCCUCUCCAUCUUGGAACUCCUUGAUUUCCUGUUGAGCCUGCAGGAAGACCAGAACCAAGUGUUAAACUACUGGCCACCAUCAAGCUACCUACCCAACAACAUCAGCCCUAUCUUUGUGCUUUUCCUCAGCAAGCCCCGCUUGGGCCUCCCGGUGGGCCUGCAGCAACAUCAAAACAUGAGCAGCUGUUGCCACUGACGCCGCCAGGAGAGCACAGAGCAACCACACAGAUGUUUCGGAAAAAAGCAUCUUCCUCCUUGAGAAUGAGAAGAAUAACAGAAAACGCUAGAUGGAGUAUAGACCGUGGGCGAAGCUUGUCUUUCCAUGAGGUGCGUGGCCAGUGUGAGGCAGAGAUGAGGACUGCAUCCGAGGAGUCGUCCACCAGCAACAACAGUGUAGGAGUUGGCGGCAGCACCGUCCUGCAGCGCCUACUGCAGGAGAAAAUGAACCGUAAUUAUGUGCUUCAACAGCAGCAACAACAACAAGGAAGUGGAGGGGGGUUUUCGGGACAGGGACAUAUAUGCCCCUCCGAUGAUCACUCCAUGACCCCCCACAUUGCCCGGCAGGAGCCACAGGGACAAGAGCUGCAGACGGACACUGGCCUGGAGAAGCUGGGCUCCACCAGAGUAGGAGGUGGAGGAGGAGGCAACACUGGAGGUGGUGGUAGCAGCCAAGGGCAGUGCCUGAACCCCGAAGACCUCCCUACGUACGAAGAAGCCAAAGUGCAGUCGCAAUACUUCCGUGGCCAUGGUCCACCUCCUCAAGUUCACCAGCAGAACAGCCAGCCCCAGCAGCCUCCUCUCCCUGGCUCAGUGGGCACCGCCUUCUACGUUACUGGGGGGACCAGCGCCAAGGUGCGCACUGAGGGUCGCCCCACGGUGCAGCGAGUGAGCGGUACAGGAAGGGUGCACCAGGAUGACGGUCUAAAGGAUCUGAAGCAAGGACACGUUCGCUCUCUCAGCGAACGACUUAUGCAGCUGUCCCUGGCCACCAGUGGCGUGAAGGCCCAUGCACCUGUCACCAGCGCCCCACUAUCCCCCCAACUGCCCCCACCAGGGCCACCGGGCGACUAUUACAAGCCGCAGCACCGGGGCCCACCUCCAGACUACCCAUUCAAAGGACUGGGCUCGCCUACCAAGCAACAGGAGCCUGGAGACCAUUUUUACCAGGAGCAGAGAGGGAGGGAGCUCUCGAGGGAGAUGCCCCAUGUCCGAUACCAGCCCCCACCUGAGUACGGCUCGUUCAGGUCUAGCAAGGAAGGUUCGGUCCAUUUCCAGAGGCCCCUUCAUCAGCACAGUCCGACCUCCUCUGUCACCUCCAUGGGAUCUUUGUCCCGCACCCAAUCCUCAACCCUAAGUAGCAUGCUCAGUGUCUCCCAUCCGUCCUUCCCUCACCAGCAGCCACAGGGUGAGUCCUUUCCUAGCAUGGGGCCCCGCAAUACGCAGGCUCCCAGCUCCUACCAGCCAGGGGCACCCUUCACCCUUGGGCCUAUUCACCCACCACCAAGAGGUCCCAUUUUCCCUCAUGACCCCUAUGGCUCCACUUCACGGAUGCACCAUCAGCAGCACCAUCAGUAUCAACAACAGCAGCAGCAGCAGCAGCAGCAGCAUCUGCAGCAUUUUCAAGAACCUCCCCAGCCCCAAACGCCAGUGCAGGCUGGACAUUUCCUCCAUCCGCACUCCUUCUCCCACCUGCAGGGGGAGCCUUUUUCUAUGAUGGUGCGUGCCCACCAGAUGGGGGAUGUGCUAACCGAAGAGAACAGGAUACUAAGGCAGGAGAUGGAGAUUUGCCGCGAGAAAGUCACCAAGUUGCACAAGCUGGAAACAGAGAUCCAGCUGGUGUCAGAGGCAUAUGAAAACCUCGCCAAGUCCUCCUCCAAGAGGGAGUCCCUGGAGAAAACCAUGAGGAACAAGCUGGAGCUGGAGGUGCGCCGGCUGCACGACUUCAACAGGGAUCUCCGAGAGCGCAUGGAGACAGCCAAUAAGCAGCUAGCUGCUAAAGAGUGUGACGGCUCAGAGGACAACCGCAAAACCAUAUCCCAGCUGCUUGCACAGAACAAAGAGACGCUUCGUGAGAAGGAGAAGAUGGAGAUGGAGUUUAACGCUCUGCGCUCAACCACAGAGGACCAAAGGAGACACAUUGAGAUCAGAGAUCAGGCACUUAAUAACGCCCAGGCCAAAGUGGUCAAGCUGGAAGAGGAGCUGAAAAAGAAGCAGGUUUACGUCGAGAAAGUGGAGAGAAUGCAGCAGGCUCUAGCUCAGCUUCAGGCAGCCUGUGAGAAGAGAGAACAACUGGAGCAUCGACUCCGUACCAGACUGGAAAGAGAGCUGGAGUCGCUACGCAUGCAGCAGCGUCAGGGAGGCACUCAAAGCAGUAGUACAGUCCCAUCAGAGUACAACGCCACAGCGCUGAUGGAGCACCUGAGGGAGAAGGAGGAGCGGAUCCUGGCUCUGGAAGCCGACAUGACCAAAUGGGAGCAGAAGUAUUUGGAAGAGAGCGUGAUGAGGCAAUUUGCCCUGGACGCCGCUGCCUCUGUCGCCACUCAGAGGGAUACAUCUGCAGCAGUGAUAAGCCAUUCUCCCAGCAGCAGCUAUGACACAUCAGUGGAGGCUCGAAUCCAGAAGGAAGAAGAGGAGAUUCUCAUGGCCAAUCGGCGCUGUCUUGACAUGGAAAGCAGGAUAAAGAAUCUACAUGCCCAGAUCAUAGAGAAAGACGCUAUGAUCAAGGUGCUUCACCAGCGGUCCAGGAAGGAACCCAUCAAGUCCGAUGCCCCAUCUGCUAUGAGGCCCUCAAAGUCACUUAUGUCUAUUUCCAACACUGGCUCCAGCGGUUCAGGACUACUCUCUCACAGCCUGGGCCUCAGUAGCUCGCCCAUCACGGAAGAACGCAAGGACACCAGCUGGAAGGGCAGCCUGGGUGUUCUGCUGGGUUCCGAGUAUCGCACAGAAUCUCUUAGGACAGAGUCAAUCUCAUCAUCCCCCUCACCGGUGCUUCCGUCUACCCCAAUGACCGCAGGCCACUCAAAGACAGGCAGCAGGGACAGCUGCACGCAGACUGAGAAGGGACAGAGUCAGGACACCAGCAAGCCCAGUACUCCAGCCCUGCAAAGCAUGACGUUGCCAGCUCGCCUGUCCAGCCCCAGCCCAGUCUACAUUCCGGACCGUAUAACAGAUGUGCCAAUUUUUCACAGCAGCACCCUGGAGCGGAGGCUCCCCAUCCAAUCCCUCCCACAGCAACAGGCCCUUCCUCCAGCCCACCCAACCCAACAGGACGUGGACAACGACAUGGUGGAGAUCCUUAUCUGACCCCAUGACCUCUGGAGAAAAACAUCAUUCAAACAAGUGAUAUGAGGGCAGCUCCAUCAGACAAACACAGCGAUAUCCCGUCUCAAUCUUCAACCUACAGCUCCUUCAGUGUUUAACUGAGUCACACCAAGAGACAUAUUCAUACACUUAUGUUUACAUGUGCAUUCACUUUAAGGCUGACUGGAGUUUCUACAAAUUUCCAUUAUUACUUACAGUAAAGGAAUGAAUGAAAUGUGUUAACUUUUUAUCAUCAUCUAAGGAAAACCCAGAAAUCAGAAGCAAAAAGCAGAAGCCUCAUCUAAGCUUUUGCAGUUUCCUAAAUGCAUUUGUUAAUAUGAAGUGGAGCUUUAACAUAUUAAAGUUCAUUGUCUCAUAUUUAUUUUUUGAUGCAACUUUGUAAGACACUUUUCGUGCUUUUUGGUUCACAGUGAGUGUUAAAUGGAAGUUAUUAAUCAUGAGGUUAGACAUAAUCUUUUUUUAAUAUUGUAUGCUCAUACAGGUUGACAGUUAACAUUAAGAUAGAAGAAGUGGGCAAACCUUAAAGCUAAAAUCUUCCUGUUAAAGUGUAAUACGUGGAGCAUACAUAUCACACACAUAUAGUUUUAUUUUCAACUUUUAAGUUGAGGUGAAGGAUUUUUCUUUUAUCAAUGUUGUAUGACAGCUUUGUUUAAAUGCACUACUUUUUGAACGGGGGGGGCACAUUAGUUAUUGCAGCACCAAUGGCAUAACAGCACAUUUGGUUAUGUUUGCAAAGCUCAGCAUUUGCCAUUUUAUUCCUUUCCUACUUUCAAACAAAUUAUAAAUGAUGAAAAAACCAGGUCUGUCUACAAGGGUUUAGCCGUAAGAGGAAGCAGAUGUGUUAUUUAAACAUGUGAUCAAAAUCUGUAAACUCCAAUUGUGUUGGUAUAGGCUGGUUGGACCCAAUUUAUUGGCUACAUUUUUAUUGCAUUUAUUGCACUACUUAGUUUUUAAGAGUGUUUCUUUGCUAUAUUACUUACUAAUGUCUGACAUUAGGUAUUGUAUUCAUGUGUAUUGAUUUAUAAAAAAAACAAGUCUAUUAAAAACUGCCUUUUUAAUAGACUUGUUUUGCUCCAUGUUGUGUACAAAGUACCUAGCUUCUUAGUAGCUAUUAGUACCAGGAUUGGGGGCUUUUAGUGUUUGCAAACCUUUCUGGCAUGUUGACUUCAGGCACACAAAGCUCCCUGAGUAAAACUGCUAAAUUUGAAGAGCUUACCUUUUUUGUUAUCAAAUCUUAUGUUGCCCUAAAAUGUGUCCUUCUUCUUUUAUGCCUGUGCUGGAAGAUGGAGUGAGCAGAGUUUGUUAUAUAUAUGUAUACUUAUAUUUACUGUAAUGUGACUGGCAGUAAAUAUAAAGGUGACAUCUGCUUUUAAUAGCAACAAAUGUACAUUUUCCGGACAUAAAUGCAUUUGACGUACCCUUGGAAGAACUACAAAAAACUGAGGUUGUGUGCUCUUCUGAAAAAAAUCUUCUUUUUAAACAUUUUCAAAAUAGGAUAAUUCUAUCAAAUUUACUUCUUGAAGCUUUGGCCACCUAAAGUCAAAGUGUUGCUUAGGGUAGUAAGCAUGCACAGUCCUCCUCACAAGUGAUUUCCAAAACAUCAUGCAGGUUGCACUAGAUCCAAUCAGGCUAAGGGCUGACUGACGAACAUUCUUUUGUGUAUUUAGAAACAUGGUGCCCACUACAUGACUGGGUUGGGCCUCAGCCACAAGCGGGGAAUGAGAGUCUGACAGUAUGGUUGGCUGCCUCCAUGACCCCACUGGUUGGAGUAUAUCUCACACAAGAGGCUCUUAAAGUCAUUCCGCAUUUCACCUCCCCUGCUAAAUCCCCUCAACAAUAUUGAGGGGAUUUAUAUUUUACUUUGAUGGACAUCAUGUCAUGUAAUUGACAUGUGCACACUGUAUUGUGAAUAUUUAAAAUUGCAGGAAUUUGUAUUACCGUACCAUCCAUCAGACUUGUUACUCAAAUCAAACAAUGGAAAGUAUUUGUAGGCACCA
Etheostoma cragini (Arkansas darter) is the source of this 6289-nucleotide messenger RNA. It is a transcript of the gene amot, whose product is annotated as angiomotin. Gene Ontology annotation, molecular function: signaling receptor activity. Gene Ontology annotation, biological process: regulation of cell migration; actin cytoskeleton organization; establishment of cell polarity involved in ameboidal cell migration. NCBI's taxonomy places the organism in Eukaryota, Metazoa, Chordata, Actinopteri, Perciformes, Percidae. The transcript is spliced from 14 exons. The record is from RefSeq and is a predicted model, not a curated record. The coding region runs from base 1200 to 4274 and encodes 1024 amino acids. Gene Ontology annotation, cellular component: plasma membrane; bicellular tight junction; lamellipodium.